This is a messenger RNA of Esox lucius (northern pike), 6292 nucleotides long. It is a transcript of the gene adgra1a, whose product is annotated as adhesion G protein-coupled receptor A1a. Lineage: Eukaryota; Metazoa; Chordata; Actinopteri; Esociformes; Esocidae. Bases 578 to 2602 code for a protein of 674 amino acids. Gene Ontology annotation, cellular component: plasma membrane; glutamatergic synapse; postsynaptic density. Gene Ontology annotation, biological process: G protein-coupled receptor signaling pathway; cell surface receptor signaling pathway. The record is from RefSeq and is a predicted model, not a curated record. Gene Ontology annotation, molecular function: G protein-coupled receptor activity. The transcript is spliced from 7 exons.
AUACCAAACGCGCUCUGCCUCGUCUACGAACCGGCGAGUUAAGCUACAUUGUUUUUCUCUGGCUAUGUGUUCGAUUCCAAACCUUUUUGCUUGAAGUAUUCAAAGGCAAAAAUAUCACAAUUGCCUAUGUACUGAAAUCAAGCUCAGCAGUUCUUAGCGCCGGAGUAUUGGCUCCAUUUGCCUUAAAUGGGAUUAGCGAUUUCUCUAAACGUAAACUCUUGAUGACCAGCGUUGCGAAAACUGGAUUUUUCUCAGAUGGUAAUUAUUAUACCAGCGCAUGUAUUUGUCUAAUCUCACAGAUGAUAGGACACACGGAAGCAUUUCCGCACCAGCUGCUAUCAUCAAAUCGGGUAAAUGGAUGCUGCUAACAGGCUCGCUAUACUAUUAGUCUGAUGGAUCGGGCUUCAGUCGCUUUACGCAGCCCUUCUGCACUACUUCGGAACAUUUCGCGCUAGAGGAUGACCCGACGUUAACCCGUUGGAAAGGCUGAGCCUCUGCAUGGGCAGUCCAGACUCAAAACUGGCUCUGGCUAAACGGGACCUUUGCUUUCCAACUAAAGUGUAACUUAUCCAGGCUAAUGGAUCUGAAGAGGGUGCUAUCUUUUCCACCAUACCCAGGGGAUUACCUGCAUCCCGUUGUGUAUGCAUGCACGGCAGUCAUGCUGCUCUGCCUGCUGGUCUCCAUUAUGACUUACAUAGUGCAUUUCCGUGUGAUCCGCAUUAGCAGAAAUGGAUGGCACACACUCCUCAACUUCCUGUUCCACACAGCAGUGACAUUCGGUGUGUUCGCAGGUGGUAUUAAUCAGAUCAAAAACCCAUUCUGCUGUCAAGUGGUUGGUAUUGUGCUCCACUACGCUUCCCUCUCAACUAUGCUGUGGCUGACAUUCACUGCCAGGAAUAUCUGUAAAGACGUUUCCAAAGCGCCACCACCGCAGGACAGAGAUGUGCCGAAACGGGCAAAAUCCAAGACUACUAUACUUAGAUUUUAUUUGGUCAGCGACGGGGUGCCUCUAAUAAUUGUCGGGGUCAUGGCAGGCGUCAACAUGGAGAACUAUGGCAGUCGGGAUGACGCCCUAUACUGCUGGAUGGCGUGGGAGCCAAGUCUGGGCAGUUUCUAUGGCCCCAUGGCCCUCCUGGUACUGGUCAUGUGCAUCUACUUCCUGUGGACCUUCAUCCAGCUCAAGCGCCACCCGGAGAGGAAGUACGAGUUAAAGCUGAUGACGGAGGAGCAGCAACGUUUGGCCUCAGCCGAGACUCUCCACUGCCACCAGACGGGGUCCGAUCCAGACGAGACAGGUGGUCACCACGACAGAUGCCAGCCAUUCAAUGUCUCGGUGCUGGCCAAUGAGCACUCCUUUAAGGCUCAGCUCCGGGCUACAGCCUUCACGCUCUUCCUGUACCUGGCCACAUGGGCCCUGGGGGCACUGGCUGUGUCACAGGGUCACUUCCUCGACAUGAUCUUCAGCUGCCUCUAUGGUGCAUUUUCCGUCACACUAGGGCUGUUCCUGCUCAUCCAGCAUUGCGCCAAGCGGGACGAUGUGUGGCAUCGCUGGUGGGCCUGCUGCCCGUCGAAAAGCAAGGCACAAGAGGUGAAUGGUGGCACGCUCACAGAAGGACAAGUGCACCAAGAGCACCCACAGCCAUCGCAGGGCCACUGCCACGCCGACUCGCCCUGCUCAGGUAAACAGCCGCUGCUGUCGCCACACCUCUUCCACACACCCGCCACACACUAUAAAACAACAACGUCCCCCUUUCUACAGCCAGCAUCGAGUCCGGGUCAGAAUCACUCAGGGCCCUGCUGCGUAGCAAUCCAUGGCAGCUCGACAGCACUCCUCGCCGAGGGCUCCCAGUCGAUCCGUCCACAGUCACUCCCUGACGAGCUUCCGCGUCCCACACUGCCCCUGCAGAGCUGCCUGAAGGACAGAACUAAGUCGCGCUCGUUCAACCGGACGCGGCCCAGCCUGAGGGACUACAACUACCACAUGGCCUCCACUAGCGUGGAUGGCAGCAUGCACAGUUCCCACCUGGACAGCCCACACAGUGUGCACCUGGACGGGCCACUGAUCUGCCACAGCCCGCACCCAGAUCUCCAGCUGCUCUGCCCCAGCCCUCAUCUAGAUAAACAGCUCGGUUGCCACAGCAUGCACAUGGGAAACUCCUGUCACAGUGUACAUGACGCGCUCUCUUACCACAGUGAGCUAGGACUCUCCCGUCAAGGAUCACUGCAUCUAGAAGGCCCGCCCUCCUGUCACAAGGGGCAAACCUGUUGCAGGCAGGUGUGUUGCCCCAAGGUGGACUCUUUUGCCACUAUCAUGCGCUGUCCCACAGAAUCUGAAACUUUUUCUGUGGCGGACCAGCAGCAAAAAGAAGACACAGACAAGUACAUCUGCACCCAGAUGGCUGACAAAGGAGGACAUGAGGAGGACAUGAUUCUUCACAUGGAGAUGGAGCCGUCCAGACAGGCUAAGCCUGCGCCUCAUGCUACUCUUAGCCGGAGAGGGACGAUUAGCCGCAACGGGAGCCUACAGGAGGAUUUUCUGUUUGGGUUGGACCCCACAGGUAAUGUAAGGACCGGGCCCUGGAAGAACGAGACCACUGUGUAGCCCCUUUCCACUGUGAUUAACUGCCAAACCCAAGACGUCCUGCUGAGAUGGAAACAAGUCCUGCUUAGACUGAGGCUCUUUUAAUAUGGAUCGUACCCCUCUUUCAGAACCAAACUACUGUGUAGUCAUUAGGGGCUGUGACCAUUUGUUUGCCUUUUGCCCCCUGAACAAAAACUACUGUGUAGUCCCUGUGCUGUGGCUUCCCUCAACACACCUCCCGCAACCCUUACGCCUACUACAAGAUCCACCUUUAUAUAAAUCUUUAUGUGUGGACAUUAAGAACCCACUCUUUGCAAACAACAUUUCCCAUAAAAGGUUUGCCCAUCCAUACAAUGACUAACCUGUUUACACCUGUAAUAUAUAUAUUUUUUCCUGUUCAGUGCCCUUUGUGGGAAGCCCAUAUGAAAGAUGUCCUUGGUGUUCACUUCAUAUUUAUAGUAGAUUUAUUUAUUUUCUGCACGUGUUAACACUUGGUUGUGUACAGUAUUCAUGUGUGAGUGCAUGUGUUUUGGUUUACAUACACAGAUAUGCACAUUUGUGUUAUGUAUCUAUGGUACAUGGGCUUUUGCAAUAAGACAACGAUGGCUGAGAUUGGUUGUAUCACUUUUGAUAUCCAUCUAAAUCACUACUGGAGGAAAAUCUAUAUUGCACCAGCACCACCUACCACGUUUUCACAUGAGAACAAAGUAGACAUAAUCACCAAUAACAAAUCACACUUUACCGUUAUUCUUAUUCCCAUUUUCACCUUUGCCCUUGCUUAUUCAUGUAGUGACAGAAAGUACAAACACAACAAACCAUAAUGCAGGUUUAUAAAGGUAACAAGCUAUUAAAGAAUCAUUAUUUACUGUAUACUAGUAUAAAAUUGUAUUUUUACAAUACAGUACAAAGAAUAGAAUUGACCAUCUGCAACAUCUGAGUAUGAAAGUUGCCUUACUGUAAACAGUUCCAAAACAAUUGCUUGUCUGUACAUCUUCUGUUUAAAAUGUUGCUCCCUUCCCAAUAUCCUUACAUCGGCUAGCUUUGAUGACUAAACCUUGACUAACUUUGCAUAGCCAACCUCACCAGAUAAUAGUAAGCUAUAUGGUGAUAAUGCCAGUGUUACCUGCCAAUUCAGAUUCAUUGAAGAAUCUGCCAUAUUGUUUUUAUUGCUCCAAUGCUAUUAGGGUCUUCAACGUAGUAGGGGAGGGACAGCUUUCUGAGUGAAAUCCAAUCCACAAUUAGCACUGCCAAGUCCAUUCUUUCUUCAUAAGGGCAGAAACAUAGUUUUAUGAAGUUUGAAAAUGUACAACAGUUUCAAUGCAGGACUGGUAAAGCCUGGUGAGAACCAGAUGUCUGGGAUGACAAAAAAAUGUGUUUCCUUGCACAAUGACAAAGCAUGUUUACAAAUAUUUAUUUUGGUUCCAGAUUUUUUUUUAUUUGUUUGGUACAUGAAUCUAACAUGUUGAAAAGCCAGUCAACGUCUUGGAAAUCCUGUCAAAGGGGCUGGUAGAGGGUUAGACAACAAACUCAACAAACUGGUUAUUUUCUUUAGAAAACAAAGACAGUUGAAUAGCCAACCUCUACACUAUGUAAACCGAGAGCAACAUCCUUAACAGUGCAGUUUGUCCAUCACAAGCCAGCAAAGUUCUAGUCUAUCCUGCACAAAUCCUAAUGCCUAAUUUGUUUGGUCCAUGGCAAGAAACAAACCCCAGUUGCAUACAUGACACUUUGCAUCUCUAACCACUACGCUAUUUUACAAUGGGAGUCAGUCAGUCAGUCACUGAGUAAGAGACAUUCGCUCUUCUUAGCCGGUUCAGCUUACGCGGUCCGGCAAAAAGUAUGGAUUUCAUACAACAGUUCAAACAUAGGGACAUGGUUGAGCAGUGUUAUUUUUAAAGUAUCAACCAAUCAGUGAAUCAGUGGGCAAUUAACACAAUCAUCCCCUCUUGUACAUUGUACCUUGGAGAGUUGAGUUUAGUUGAGUUUAGUUUUCAAAUAAUAAAUCAAGCCUCAUGGUGCAAAAAACAGAUGGUCAGAAAAAAGGUUCAAACCUAAUGGCACCUUGGGCAUAGAAUGAUUUAGGCUGCACAUUUUUUGUAAAAAAACUAAACAAACAUUUUUUUUGUCAGUAAGUCCAUAAAAUGUGUGCAGAGGGGUCGCUAGGAUCACAAUACAUUCGGGGCUUAGCCCACCCCCCCGCAAAGCCAGGGACAGAAAGUACGAUUUGAAUGUACAUGCGAAAACUACACGUCGGCCUACACGUCUACAAUGUGUGAUCGGAAUUACAGAUUAAUUGAUCAGGGGCUAUUUUUAUAUUAUUUCUUUUGGUCAAUUUGAGAUCCGGGGCUAUUCAUAAAAGAACCGGGGCUAUAGCCCCGGAUGCCCAGGCCUAACUAUGCCACUGACUGUGUGUAUUUGUGGGCUGGGAAACAAUGUAUCUGGGAGUGUAUAUAUAGAAUGGAUGUCUGGCCUCUGUACAAAAUGUUUUGCAACUUCCCAUAUUCACAGGACUACGGCAUGUUUACAUAAUGCUAGUUUCCAAGAUAUGUCAAAGAACACUCAAGAAAAUUUUUGGUGUAAAUUUGCAGAUGUCGCUAACUUGAGGUAGCGUGCGCCACAUUUUUGUUAGAGCCCUCCAGAGGUUUGCUAGUUUGAAUUGUCAGAACUGUAUUUGUGUAUACUGUCUGUGCAGUUUGCACGGAUAUAGCUUGAUUUUACGGCCAGGCACAAUCCUGAGUGGUACAUAUCAAACUUUCCAGUGUAAAUUAAAAUUCAAUGGAAAUUAUUAAUUAUAUCUAACAUUUUAUUCCCUCUCGUAGUGUAAACAAGCCCUAUGUCUGCAUCCAAUGUGGCCCCAUUCUUUUUGAAGCACUGCACUAAACAGGGCCUUUUUGAAUGCAGUGUAUUUUACCUCUAUUUUUGUUGUAGUUACAAGGUUACAUGUAAAGGGAGUCCUGAUUCUGCAUCAGCACAUACUGAUUAUCUUUAUACACCAAUCAGCCAUAACAUUAUGACCACUGACAGGUGAAGUGAAUUAUACAGAUAAUGUCGUUAUCAUGGCAGGGGGUGGGAUAUUGUUGAAGACUCAAAAGUCUUACACUAACUACAGUUGCUCUUAGUCUUAUGGUUACAGGGACCUUAUAACCUCUUAACCAAAAGGUGUGAAAACACAGGAGAACCAGCGCCAAAUUCUAAUGCCAUCUUCCUUUGUUUUCUCCAACAAUGAAAGAAAGAAACAGGCACUCCCACAUUUAUUCAAUUAGUUUCACCCAAAACUAAACUCUUGGUCUCAACAAUCUGUUGAUAUCCAGGAGAACAUUUACUGGUAACAAAAUAUAAAUUACAGUAUAUACUGUAUAACUGGUCUCUCAAUGCAAUCAAUGCACAUGAUAAAAACAAUCAAGGUAUACAAUGUGAAAUGACACCCCUUGAUUAGGCUUUUGUAAGAAUGGGGGGUGGGGUAUGAGACCCCAAAAUCAUGAUCUCAACAAUAUAUUAGGCAGCAAGUGAACAUUCUGUCCUCAACGUUGAUGUGUUAGAAGCAGGAAAACUGGGCAAGCGUAAGGAUCUGAGCGACUUUGACAAGGGCCAAAUUGUGAUGGCUAGAUAAAUGGGUCAAAGCAUCUCCAACUACUGCAGGUCAUGUGAGGUGUUCCCAGUCUGCAGUGUUCAGUACCUAUCAAAAUUGGUCCAAGGAAUAAAAGCGGUGAA